AUGCCGGCUGUUGGAAUCGAUCUGGGUACGACAUACUCAUGCGUCGGAGUGUUCCAGCAUGGAAAAGUGGAAAUAAUCGCCAACGAUCAAGGAAAUCGCACAACACCCAGCUAUGUUGCAUUCACGGAUACCGAACGACUGAUUGGUGAUGCCGCUAAAAAUCAAGUCGCAAUGAACCCAAACAACACCGUGUUCGAUGUCAAGAGACUGAUCGGUCGGCGAUUCGAUGAUCCAUCAGUGAUAGCUGACCGUAAGCACUGGCCAUUUGAGGUGGUCCAAGAAGGUGGUAAGCCGAAGGUCCGUGUGGAGUACAAAGGUGAGAUCAAGACGUUCUCGCCAGAAGAGAUAUCGUCGAUGGUGCUGACAAAGAUGAAGGAGACAGCUGAGGCGUAUCUGGGCACGAAAGUGAAGGAUGCUGUGAUUACUGUUCCGGCUUACUUCAACGACAGCCAGCGUCAAGCGACGAAGGAUGCGGGUGCCAUUGCUGGCCUCAAUGUUUUGCGUAUCAUCAACGAACCGACAGCUGCGGCGAUUGCAUACGGGCUAGACAAGAAAGUGGGUAAAGGUGAGCGACAUGUGCUGAUCUUUGAUCUCGGUGGUGGUACGUUUGAUGUUUCCAUCCUCACCAUCGACGAGGGUGUAUUCGAAGUGAAGUCGACGGCCGGUGACACGCAUCUGGGUGGUGAGGAUUUCGAUAAUCGGAUGGUGAGUCACUUUAUUGAAGAGUUUAAACGCAAGCACAAGAAGGACAUUUCGGAGAACAAACGUGCUGUCCGUCGCCUUCGGACGGCGUGUGAACGUGCUAAGCGCACUUUGAGUUCGAGUGCGCAGGCGAACAUUGAGAUUGACUCGUUGCACGAGGGUAUCGAUUUCUACACGUCGAUCACACGUGCUCGGUUUGAGGAGCUGAAUGCGGACCUGUUCCGUAGUACGCUUGAUCCGGUGGAGAAGGCUUUGCGCGAUGCGAAGAUGGACAAGAGUGAGAUUCAUGACAUUGUGUUGGUGGGUGGUUCGACUCGAAUCCCGAAGGUGCAGAAGCUGCUUCAGGAUUUCUUCAAUGGUAAGGAGUUGAACAAGUCGAUCAAUCCGGAUGAGGCGGUUGCGUAUGGUGCUGCAGUUCAGGCUGCGAUUCUCAGUGGUGAUAAAUCGGAAGUUGUGCAGGACUUGCUUCUGUUGGAUGUGGCUCCUCUGUCGUUGGGUCUGGAGACGGCUGGCGGAGUGAUGACUACUCUGAUUAAACGCAACACAACGAUUCCAACGAAACAGACGCAGACGUUUACGACCUAUUCGGACAACCAGCCUGGAGUAUUGAUUCAAGUGUAUGAAGGUGAGCGUGCGAUGACUCGUGACAAUAAUCUGUUGGGCAAGUUCGAGCUGUCGGGGAUUCCUCCGGCCCCACGUGGAGUGCCACAAAUCGAAGUGACUUUCGACAUAGAUGCGAACGGUAUUCUGAAUGUGUCGGCGGUGGACAAGAGCACGGGUAAGCAGAACAAGAUAACGAUAACGAAUGAUAAGGGACGUUUGUCGAAGGAUGAGAUUGACCGUAUGGUGGCUGACGCGGAGAAGUACAAGGCGGACGACGAACACCAGCGUGAUCGUGUGGCAGCGAAGAAUGCACUGGAGAGUUACGCCUAUUCGAUGAAGCAGACUGUUGAGGAUGAGAAGGUGAAAGACAAGAUUUCGGAGUCUGACCGCAAGUUGAUCAGUGAGAAGUGUUCUGAGGUGACAUCUUGGGUGGAUGGGAAUCAGACGGCGGAGAAGGAUGAAUAUGAGCACAAGCAGAAGGAGUUGGAGAAGGUGUGCAAUCCGAUCAUAACGAAGAUGUAUCAAGGCGGCGGCGGUGGUGGUGGUGGCGGUAUGCCUGGAGGGAUGCCUGGUGGUAUGCCCGGUGGAUUUCCUGGUGCGGGAGUUGGAGGUGGUUCAGGUGGUGGUGCCCGCGGCCCGACGAUUGAGGAAGUGGACUGA
Messenger RNA from Opisthorchis viverrini, 1965 nucleotides. RefSeq lists its product as hypothetical. The record is from RefSeq and is a predicted model, not a curated record. Gene Ontology annotation, biological process: cellular response to unfolded protein; vesicle-mediated transport; protein refolding. Gene Ontology annotation, molecular function: ATP-dependent protein folding chaperone; heat shock protein binding; ATP binding. The coding region runs from base 1 to 1965 and encodes 654 amino acids. NCBI's taxonomy places the organism in Eukaryota, Metazoa, Platyhelminthes, Trematoda, Opisthorchiida, Opisthorchiidae. The transcript has a single exon. Gene Ontology annotation, cellular component: plasma membrane; cytosol; cytoplasm.